This is a messenger RNA of Linum tenue, 1203 nucleotides long. The record is from the annotation of a GenBank genome assembly. Lineage: Eukaryota; Viridiplantae; Streptophyta; Magnoliopsida; Malpighiales; Linaceae.
AAUAAUUGUAGAAAAAUAGUUAAGAAAUCUGGGCCACCAAUAAAGGAAAGGAUCAAAAUAAAAUGGAGGAAGGAGGAAUUAGGAAAGCACUGUCUGAUGCCUACGUGGGCUCGCAGCUCUCACUUCUCCCGAUCCGCCCACAAACCUGCAACAGGUUGAGCGAGAUAAUGGCUGCCCCCGCCGUAGAGUCCAGGCCCGUGACGGCGGCCCUCCGAUCAGUCCUUCUCCGCGUCCGCCAAGCCGCCGAACGAGCCGGAACCAGCCCCGAACGUGUGCGGGUCGUCGCCGUGUCGAAAAACAAACCCGUUUCCCUUCUCCGAGAGGUCUAUGACGCCGGCCAUCGCUGUUUUGGGGAGAAUUACGUCCAGGAGUUCGUCGACAAAGCUCCCCAGCUGCCGGGCGACAUCGAGUGGCACUUCAUCGGCCAUUUGCAGAGCAACAAAGUGAAGAUACUUCUUAGUACGGAUGCAGUACCGAAUCUGACUAUGGUUGAGGGUGUAGAUAAUGAGAAGGUUGCAAACAUUCUUGACAAAGUGGUUUCAAGCCUCGGAAGGAACCCUUUGAAUGUCAUGGUCCAGGUGAAUACCAGUGGAGAAGCAUCAAAAUCAGGCAUUGAUCCAUCUGGUUGUGUUAAGCUGGCAGAGCAUAUAAAACUGCAUUGUCCAAAUCUUGCUCUUUCUGGCUUGAUGACGAUUGGGAUGCCCGACUACACAUCAACUCCAGAGAACUUCAGGACACUAGUCAACUGUAGAUCUCAAGUGUGCAAGGCCCUUGAAAUGUCCGAGGACCAGUUUGAGCUAUCAAUGGGGAUGUCUGGCGACUUCGAGCAAGCUAUUGAAGCGGGCAGUACCAACGUUAGAGUGGGAUCAACAAUAUUCGGGCCAAGGGAUUAUGCAAAGAAGAAGUAAAGUAUUUUGAAUCACAACAUUCAGCCGCUAAGCUUUAAUGAGUUAAGUCAGCAAUGCUGUACUGUAGCACUUAGAAUUCACCAUUUUCAGAAUCUGUUGCCCUGUUCCAUGUAAAGCCUGUAAUGUUUAUUCUUGGAAAGGUUACCAGAGGUUCUCUGGUUUCCCUCCAUUUUGUUUACGUUUUCAGGUAUGGUUUAUCAUCUUUGUCCCUGUGUAAUGCCGAUUGUACCCUGGUUGGAUUAUACCACUUGCUAAAUCAACGUAAUUGUAUAAAUUUGGUUGAUAACUGUCUCGC